CGUGGUUGUGGUGCGCUGAAUUCUACUACCAGAUCUACCAUUGCCGCAACAAGUACGGCCGAAACAAGACUUGGUCCUUCGGGUAUGCGGAGCAGAGCAACAGGAGCAGGAGAUCAUGAUGUUGGAGCGGGAACAGGUGGCCUCAUCCAGACAGGCACAGCGCUAUUGGAAGAUCUACAAAAUAACACGCUAACAUGGCUGAAGCCAGUUUUCUUGGACAAAAUUGUGAAUAGUUCAAGCCUAUUUUCAGGCUUGCCUUCAUCUUCUUCUCAGGAGCUAGGUGCCAUGAUCAGUCACCGCGGUGCCAACAAUGCGCUUCCCGAUAGACACGCCGCUUUCCUCGCCGAGAGACAACCGACAUUGCAAGCUUUGAGAAAUGUUAACAGCAACGGUGGAUUUGAUGACAUAGAGGUGACGUCCGGUGGGGAAGACCUUGAUCACAAGAGCCGAAAUGCAGACGCAAGAACAGGCACGGAUUCGCAUACUAGUAGGGGAAGAGGAUCUUCUUCUUCUUCCACUACAACUACUUUCCCUUUCGGAAGUGCCAUACAUCAGCCUGCUCAUCCUCCAGCACUGCGACGACGGCUCGCAAGCAUGCGGCGGGGCUGUGUCGUUCGCAAAUGCAAUGACUUUGCCUCACAGGUCGAACAGAUGUUGCAUCCGGACGACAAUGACUCGAUGAAAAUCGGAGGUAUUGGCGGAUGCAUGGCGCAAUCACCUUCUUCUGGUGCCUCGUCCUCUUUCCGACAGCAAAAACUGAGUGGGAGUACCCCUCAACGCAGUACCCCGCCUCAACAUAUUAUGCAUGGUUACGAGUACCGUUAACCCAUCCUUUUUACACCAUAUUUUUUUAGCUAAGUCAAACAAUAGUUCCAGGAUGUAGAUUCCUUAAGCUACAAGGUCGUGAUGUUCCAUUUCUUCAUCUUGAAACAUCAAGCUAAAAGUAGAUGUUCAUGUUCUAAGAUAUGCGCUGUCGGCUGCCGCCUCUUCAUAAUAGAUAAGAGAUAAAUAAUGUUCUAAGAUAUGAGAUGUUCUACGGUAUGAGAUGACACCUCAUCUAAUCAAAGUAGUAUGCCACCUCUUCAACCAUGGACGAAUCCUCGAGCGGAGGAUGUUCAGGCGGCUGUUUCUACAGCAACUAUUAAAGCGACAGUUUGGCGAGCAGUGGGAGCACAGAUGAAUGAAGAUCAUCUUCAUCUUCAGGCAGAACAAGAUUAUCUUGUUGACGCUCAUAAUGGAGGACUACUAGCAGCAUCUCAACCACACGCAGGUCCAACAACGUUGCAUGCUCCAGUGCAACAAGAUGAACUGCAAGAUGGAGAAAGAAAUCAGGUAUUUGCGCAAGAUCAUGCUCAUGGACAAAGUGGCGAUCAACAAAUAGCUCGAAACUCUUCAUCGUCGACGGGUCCUCCUGCCUUCUACUGGCCAGGCUCACAUGCAGAGCAUAUCCAACAGGAAUUCGCAAUGCUGCGGCAACUAGUAGACCAAAGUCUAUCUACUACAACUAGGACUUCGAACCGGGUAGGCCGAGCCCGAUCUGCAGAAAGAAAUAAUUAUGAAGCUGAAGAGCAAGUAGAGGGUGCCGCAUUCAGCGCGGCCCUAGUUGUUCUACAACAAAGUGGAGCAACUAGUUCUACUGGGCCUGGGGAGCGCAGUACUAAGAAGAUAAUCGACGUGUAUACCUCCGUUCGGGAUUUUCGAGAGUACUUGCGUUUUGAACAAGGCUUUACCCAACUUGGAGCAUACUGAUACUAAGGUUUAGGGCUUUACCUUUACCCAACUUGGAGGAGAAUAGGGGAUUCUGCUGUACUUCUUACAAUAACCCAAGUUGUAAAACUAGCUUCAAAUAAUACCUUUUAUGAAUGUCUGUCAUGAUUCUGACCUUCAUGUUUUUGUUUUUGCUAGGUAGGUCUAGGAAUGCUAUUGAUGACCAAAAGUCAAGGCUGAAUAGAUCAUGAUGCUCUUGAUGAUCAUUGUGAUACACUGGCCUUCACAAGCUUCGCCCGGCUUCAAGUUUAGCUUUAGCACUUCGCCGCCCACCGGCUACAGGAAACUUUUUGACUUUGCAAUGUGUUAGCACUAUUUAUCUACCUAGAGUAACUAUCGUUUCUCGUAGUCAGUUGGCACUUCCCCCAAAGAGACCUUAUGAGCAGAAGCGGAUACCUCUUACGUUGAAAGUUAAAAGUAAAUAGGUAAACGUAAACUGAGAGGUCUCAUCCGUAAUUAACUGGUCUGAGAUUUUCCCAAGAAUGAUCUUAGGAUGGCGAUCAUCUCUUCGCACAAAUCAUCCUGCGUCAUCUGAUUCUUUUUUAUGAGCUGUCCCAUUUUCCUUCACCUUGUGAACAUUUCUCUUUCUUCAAUCAUGGCGAGACUUGUGAUGUUGUAGUUGUUGGCUGUCUAGAGUAGAUCCCAUUACAUCAAGUAGAGCAUGCUAAAUUAUUAUCGCUUCUCGUAUUUUACAGGAGAAUGACCGACAGCACCGCGCUGCCGCUAAUCACUCGUAACACUUCUGACCACAACCGAGACAGCUCAAACUCGCGAGGUAUUCGUCAGACUCAGACGCGUGCCAGGGUUUAAACCUCCGCAAAGGCUACAACACUAGUCAACCAACAGAUAAACGACAACAUAUUCGAAAUGAAACGUGUCGCGGGUGGCAACAGGAACAGU
This is a messenger RNA of Amoebophrya sp. A25, 2667 nucleotides long. The record is from the annotation of a GenBank genome assembly. Lineage: Eukaryota; Dinophyceae; Syndiniales; Amoebophryaceae.